Molecule: messenger RNA, 1097 nt
Organism: Cotesia glomerata
Lineage: Eukaryota; Metazoa; Arthropoda; Insecta; Hymenoptera; Braconidae
Exons: 2
Coding region: 34-891 (285 amino acids)
Source: RefSeq, a predicted model, not a curated record
AUUUUCAUAAGUUCUUAAUUAAUUUAAAAAAAAAUGAUGGAUGAAUCAACGAAUUAUUAUUAUAAUUAUCCACAAGGAUCAACACCUUUGCUCAAUGAUCGAAUGUUGAAAUGUACUCAACCAGUGACAGUGCCAUUAGUUUCUUCUUCAGGGAUGGAUGUAGCGGUGUUGAUACCAAUACAUCGUAAAAUUCAUAUUAAUCCUUCAGUGCUAUUGUCCCAACAACAACGCGAAAGUUUUUCCGAGAUUCCAUCAAAUUCAUCUUAUUCUUCACACUCGUCUUCACGUACUGAAACUCACUCACCAGUGAAAAGAAAUAAAAGCAAAUAUUCUAGGCGUUCUAGAUGCCUCAAAAAACACAAACGUGCUACUGAGAGACGUAACAUUAAUAACAAUGAGACGAAAAUAAGUUCGAGAGAAUUAUCUCCCUUGAUUUUGGGAAUUCGUGCUGACCAACGUCGUGCUAUUAGAAAUGAUGAUGAUGAUGUUGACUUUCAUGAGCUAAUGAACAGAGAACUAUCUGAUAGAGAGAAGGUUAGAAGAACUGUCGAUGCAAGAUUGUGGCUUCAAGCUAAAACUGCUCUGAAAAAAGCCAAUGAAAUAGUUAAAGCUAGAGGUCAAGAUCAAAGACUUGAGAAUUGUAAAAAAAUUAGAUUAGAAACAAUUAACAAAACGUUUGUUAAUCGUGGAACUUCACCCAUUAUUUUUGAGUCACCCUGUGAACGUAAUUCAGUUGGUGAAUUUCAAAUAGGAAAUGUUAAAACUGAAAUUGAACUACUUGAGAGCGAUGAUGAUAAAUGCCAAGUGAUUGAGAUUGACAGUAAAAUGGAAGAUAAGUUGCUCCGUGAUGAUGAUGAAGAUAAUCGUAUUGUUUCGUUCUCGACAUGUUGAUUGAUAUUAAAUUAAUAAUGAUAUUAGUUUAUUAGCACAUCGUACUUAUGUAAAGUUUUCAGAAACUUCAAUUUAAGUUAUAUCUAAUAAAGAGCGCAACAAUGAUUAUAAAAUUGUUAUCUUAUUGAAUAUUAAAGUUAAAUUAAGAACAUUAUUACUUAGCAAGUAUGGAAUGUAAUGCCAAUAAUUUUUUAAGUAAAAACCAA